This is a messenger RNA of Penicillium alfredii, 222 nucleotides long. RefSeq lists its product as uncharacterized. The record is from RefSeq and is a predicted model, not a curated record. NCBI's taxonomy places the organism in Eukaryota, Fungi, Ascomycota, Eurotiomycetes, Eurotiales, Aspergillaceae. The coding region runs from base 1 to 222 and encodes 73 amino acids. The transcript has a single exon.
AUGAUCGGGAGGUGGACUGGGGAGGCAAAACGUAAGCGGGAAGGGAUCACCCGCAACAUUCAGAACAUUCAGAACGUGGAUCUGCACCGAGCCGAAUGCGGAAAUGCAGUUGAAUCUUCGCAAAAUGCCAAGAUGCUUCGCUCCGAAGUUGACGCUCCCGCAUUUGGACCGCUUUCUGCGAUCCCGAAUGUAACCCCAUUCAACGCGGCUACCGCGCCAUAG